UCUGUCUGCAAAAAACAAUUCCAACACCUUCGUGUGGCUGCAGUAGUGACAGUCUGUUUGUUUUCAAUUGACUUCACAACUCUUCCAGUAACGAGUCACAUUCCUGGUUCUCGGACACUUUGUCAUCAGCCUCAGAACUACAGGCUCUAUACCAUAUUGUAUACAGAUUAUACUCAGUUAGUAGCAGAUCUAGUGGCAGAAAAACACCAACUUCUAGAUCCACAUCACAUCCACUCUAGAUUCGUUCUAGACAGCAUUCUACGUCGACACAUUGUCAAGAUCGUUCCAGUGGCUCCUUUUGGAUUUAUAGACAUCCCACUUUUGGCAGUUCGAUUGCAUCUCGUUCUUUAUUCCAUGUAUCAUAGCAGUUCCUAUCUCAGCAUCUCAUACACACCAAUUAAUGUCUCGAUUAGAUAGAUUGGUAUUGCUUUUGGAAACGGGUUCGACCCCCUUCAUCCGAAAUACCGCCGCGGACCAGUUGUCGGAUCUCGCUGCAGCGCAUCCAGAAGAGAUACUAUCGCUUUUGGGACGGGUAUAUCCGCACUUGAAGUCGCCCAAAUGGGAAACAAGAAUAGCGGCUGCGAGAGCAUUUGGUGGCAUUGUGAAAAACGCCGAUGUGUGGGACCCGAAUUCCGAAGAGGCUAUAAAAAAAGAACAGGAGCAAGAAGCGUUUGUCAAAAAGGAGAUGGACGAAACCGUUUCCAUCAAGGUCAAACAGGAAGAAGAAGAGGAUCACAUAAAAAUAAAGUUGGAACAAGACGAAGAGCUCCAAAAGUUGGACAAUAACUUGAGCAGCUUGGUGUCGUUUGCGUCGUUUGAUCUCGCAGAAAUACUAAAGAGUGGAGCACGGUUGCUUGCCACGAAGUCGGACGAGAUUCCGGACCCAUCAUCAUGCGACGAGAACUCGCUUAUCGGAAGAAUCAAGAAAAGAAAGACCUCCAUCAUAAAAGACGAAGAAGAAGAAAUAAAUUCCAAGUCUUCCGCUUCUCCUCCCACACCAUUUGCAUCUACCCCAGGUACGCCGACGUCAGCCAAAGCAGAAUUAAAUAUAUUGAAGGAAUCUACAGAUUCCGGCAAGCCCGUCUCCAGUGCCAGGUUGAAAGCAAUGCAAAAGAGAAGAGCCAAGGUGAAUGCCAGAUCAAACGCCAAUAGAGUAAAACAAGUAGACAUUUCUCAGAGUUCCAUAUCACGACAAAUGAUUGAAAAUGGUGAAGGUCUCAACGAGGAGAAUGGCGCAGCAGAGACUCCGCAAUUUGACAUCACCUCACAACAAGGCGGUGAAAAGUUGGUUGUAGAAGCUAAGGCUCCUGAAUUAUCACCUUUGUUAUCGCAACACAGUAAAGUUGCUGGACUUGUGUGGCAAUUCCAGGGUGUCUAUGAAUUGCUCUUAGACGACUUGUUUAACGACAAGUGGGAAAUAAGACACGGUGCUGCAUUGGGGUUGCGUGAGUUGAUCAAGAAACACGGGAAAGGUGCUGGAAGAGUGAUGAACAAAUCCAGAGAAAUCAACGACACCAACAACGCAGCAACCUUGGAGGAUUUAGCUGUCAGACUUUGCACUUUAUUCUCCUUGGAUAGAUUUGGCGAUUACGUUUCUGAUACUGUAGUUGCUCCAGUGCGAGAGUCUGGAGCUCAAACAUUGGCAGCAUUAUUGAUUCAUUUGGAUAACAUCACCGUCAUGAGAACUUUCCAAUGUUUGAACGACUUAGUACUCCAAAUUGGUUUGACAACUAAAUGUUGGGAAGCAAAGCAUGGAGGUAUGUUGGGUGUAAGAUACUUUGUCAGCGUCAGAACGGAUGUUCUAUUGGAGCAUCCCGAAUUGUUGGAUCAAGUGGUUAAUAUGGUUCUCCACGGAUUGAAAGAGAGUGAUGAUGACGUCCAGUCUGUAGCUGCAUUGACGCUUACUCCUAUCGCUUCGAAUUUUGUUUCUACCAAAAAGAAUCUAAUUCACACUUUAUUGACUGUCAUCUGGGAUUGUUUAACCAAUCUACGUGAUGAUUUAUCCGCAUCCAUUGGUUCUGUCAUGGACUUAUUGGCCAAGUUGUGCACACAUCAAGAGGUCAUCGAAAUAAUGCAGAGGGAUGCACAGGAAGACUACAACAACUCGUUUGAGUUGUUGGUUCCUAGACUAUUUCCCUUUUUGAGACACUCGAUCACAAACGUUAGAAAAGCCGUAUUGAGGACAAUUAUUGAAUUUUUAUCGAUAUCCGAUCCAACCACAAAGACAUGGAUCAAUUCAAAAGCAUUGCGAUUGAUUUUUCAGAACUUACUUGUUGAGCAGAAUCGUGAUGUCAUGCAGUUAUCCAUAGAUGUCUUCGAAAAAUUGAUAGCUGAAAUCAACAGCAAUGACAAUUUGCCUUCGAUGGAUCUGCUCUUUGAAGAUCAAUACCAGCCACUCUUAAUUUUGUUAAUGACCCCAGUAGGUAUAGCGAGACACAACUAUCAAAUGAAUACCAAUUUGAUCGUUCGUCCAUCUGGUCAUAUUCUCGGGGCCAUCGACGAUGAUGAAAAGCGUGGUCGCAAGAGAAAGUCCGCUACUGAACAAGUCUCUGAUAUACCGAUUGGGGAAGAACUUAGAGUCAAUAUUGACGCUCCUAUCUUUAAGGGAGAUGUUAUGUUAGUUGGAUACGAUAAGUUCAUGGCGACAAAAAGUGCUGCUGCACAUUCUUUUGGUGUCACCAUGUCAUUUAUUUCCUCAGAUUCUCAAUUGAACGAUAUAUUUGAAUUGCUUCGUUCGUAUUUGAAGUCGCCACACUCCACUCCAAGGUUGCUUGCUGCCUUGGUAGUUCAGGAGUAUGCUCAAGCCGUAAAAGCUAGAAAGUUGUCACCGUCUCCAAAAGCUAUUGAACUAUUCUCAGAACCACUAGGUACAGUGUUACAAGAUCCUGAGUCUUUACCUUAUUUCCGAGAAUUGGUUCCAACCUUGAAAGCUGUAAGAACUUCUUGCUUGCAAUUGUUUGACAUUUUCAUCUCUGUAGCCAAAGUCCCACCAGUAAAGAUUCCACAGUUACCAGUAGUGGUACAAGGUGAGUCAGAAGCAGGACCUGGAGCUUUCGGAAUUGAGAAUGCGGAGAAAUUGAUAGAUGAAACUUUCAAUAAAUUGAAGAAGAACUUGUCUGCCAUGUACAGAAUGACUGCCAAUCAAGCUCUUGAUGAUGCCAGACAUCGUAUCAUCGUUGCAAUUGACGAAGCAAAAGCUGCUCGUUCCAGUAGAACAGUUGGUAUUCUCUCGACGUACGCCGCCUCAAUUCUUGCAUUAUCGGGAGUUCCCAAGAAACUCAAUCCAGUUAUCAGGUCCUUGAUGGACAGUAUCAAACAGGAAGAAACUCUUCUUUUACAAGAGAAGUCUGCUGAUGCUGUAGGUCGUUUGAUUCAGGAGUUGAAUGAAGUUGGUAAGAAGGGUGCUGCUGACAAGAUAGUCAAGAACUUGUGUGCCUUUUUGUGUGUAGACACUUCCGAAGUUCCAGAAUUCCAUCAUAACGUGAUCUACAAAGACGAUAUAUUGUCGUUGAAGAAGGAAGAAGCUAAGACGGAUCCACUAGAUAUAGCUGCCCAUGAGAAGGCUGUUCAUGAAGCCAAGAUCAAGAGGAAUGGGGCUCUGUUAUCGUUGGAAGCUUUGUUAAAGAUUUACAAUGCUGAUUUGUUUGAGAAAGUUCCAAAGUUGAAGGAAGUGAUGCUUGAACCCUUGAGGUUGUUGGAGAACUCGAUUUCGGAAGAAUUGGUCAAGGACGAAUUGAAAGGUCAAAGUAUCAUCGAUGCCUUGGGAAUUCUUCGUGCUUUAUUGCCUAAAUUAGAUAAGUCAUUGCACGACCAAGUUGUCGAGUUCCUACCUUUGUUGUUGCCAGGAUUGCAAUCUGAGUAUUCUGUCUUCCGUUACUCAUGUGCCAAAUGCUUUGCAACUAUUUGUUCUGUUGUUCCAACGAAGGCAUUCACCUAUUUGGUUAAGUAUAUCUUGCCCAUGUUGAAUAACGCUGGUCGGGUCAGAGAAAGACAAGGUGCCAUUGAAGCCAUAUACCACAUCUCUUCAACUAUGGGUUCUGACAUAUUGCCCUAUAUCGUUUUCUUGAUUGUUCCAGUUUUGGGAAGAAUGAGUGAUUCCGAUCACGAUGUUCGUGUUUUGGCUACGACCACCUUCGCAGCAAUCAUCAAGUUGGUUCCUUUGGAAGCCGGUAUUCCUGAUCCAGAAGAUAUGCCAAAAGAGUUGUUGGAGGGUAGAGACAGAGAAAGAGACUUUAUUCAACAGAUGAUGGAUCCCACGAAGAUCCAACCAUUCGACUUGCCGGUGACCAUUAAAGCUACUCUUCGUAAGUAUCAACAAGAAGGUGUUAACUGGUUGGCUUUCUUGAACAAGUACCAUUUGCAUGGUAUUCUCUGUGAUGAUAUGGGUCUUGGAAAAACGUUGCAAACCAUUUGUAUUGUCUCUUCUGAUCACUAUUUGAGAUCUGAGAAAUUCAAAGAAACGCAGGCAGCUGAAUUCCGGAAGUUGCCCACCUUGGUAAUUUGUCCUCCAUCGUUAACUGGGCACUGGGAGCAGGAAAUCAAUGAAUAUGCUCCAUUUUUGAAGGUGUUGAUCUAUGCUGGAAACCCCAGUAUUAGAACGCCAUUGAGAAGUCAGAUUCCUGAUGCUGAUAUUGUAGUUACCUCUUACGAUGUCUGCCGUAAUGAUGUAGAGUUUGUUACCUCUCAUGAUUACAACUAUUGUGUUUUAGACGAAGGUCAUAUCAUUAAGAAUGCGGCCUCGAAAUUAACCAAGUCUGUGAAGAGAGUCAGAGCAGAACACCGUUUGAUAUUGUCUGGAACUCCGAUUCAGAACAAUGUUUUGGAGUUGUGGUCGUUGUUUGACUUUUUGAUGCCUGGUUUUUUGGGUACUGAAAAAGUGUUCCAUGAAAAGUUUGCCAAACCUAUAGCUGCUAGUCGUAAUAGCAAAACUUCUUCAAAGGAACAAGAAGCUGGAGCAUUAGCUUUGGAGUCGUUGCACAAACAGGUUUUGCCAUUUAUGUUACGUCGUCUUAAGGAAGAUGUGUUAUCAGACUUGCCACCCAAAAUUGUUCAAGAUUACUACUGUGAAUUGAGCGAUUUACAGAAAAAGUUGUACAAGGACUUUGCCCAAAAGCAGAAGUCGACUGUCCAAGAAGAAGUGAGCAAGGAAGGAGAACAAGGAGCUAAGCAGCAUGUUUUCCAAGCCUUGCAAUACAUGAGGAAAUUGUGUAAUCAUCCAGCAUUGGUUUUGAAUCCCGAUCAUCCAAAAUAUGCUGAGGUGACCCAAUAUUUGGCCUCCCGCAAAUCUGACCUCAAGAGUAUCGAGCAUUCACCCAAGUUGUUAUCUUUGCAAGCAUUAUUGCUAGAAUGUGGAAUUGGAGUAAACGAUAGCGAUUAUUCCAAGAGUAAAAGAAAACAGCAACAACUGUUGAUUUCAUCUGAGGGAGUGAUCUCUGAACAUAGAGCUUUGAUCUUCUGUCAAUUGAAGGAUAUGCUUGACAUUGUAGAGAACGAGUUGUUGAAGAAGUAUAUGCCUUCGGUUACAUAUAUGAGGAUGGAUGGUAGCACUGAUCCCAGAGAUAGACAGGGAAUAGUGCGUAAGUUCAAUGAGGAUCCUUCCAUUGAUGUGUUACUAUUGACUACUAAAGUUGGAGGUUUAGGUUUGAACUUGACUGGUGCCGACACCGUUAUCUUUGUAGAACACGACUGGAAUCCUAUGAGUGAUUUACAGGCUAUGGACAGAGCGCAUAGACUUGGACAAACCAAAGUGGUGAAUGUUUACCGAUUGAUCACGAAGGAUACGCUUGAGGAGAAGAUAAUGGGUUUGCAGAAGUUCAAAAUCAACAUUGCCUCUACAAUUGUCAACCAGCAGAAUGCGGGAUUGUCUUCGAUGGAUACCAACCAGUUGCUAGAUCUUUUCGAAGUAGACGAAAAGGCUUCUAAGCAAAGUGAAGAUGUCGAAGCAAAGCAGGAUGAACGAGGAGAGAGUGGUGGAGUUCCGGAGGACGUCGCUGGAGGUCUUACAGGCAAAGCAGCUGGAGCUGUAGGUGAGUUGGCUGAUUUAUGGGAUGAGUCCCAGUAUGAGGAUGAAUACAACCUCGACAACUUCAUCAAGACGCUUAAGUGA
Scheffersomyces stipitis CBS 6054 is the source of this 6106-nucleotide messenger RNA. It is a transcript of the gene MOT1, whose product is annotated as DNA-binding ATPase. Gene Ontology annotation, molecular function: ATP hydrolysis activity; ATP binding; TBP-class protein binding. Lineage: Eukaryota; Fungi; Ascomycota; Pichiomycetes; Serinales; Debaryomycetaceae. The record is from RefSeq and is a predicted model, not a curated record. The coding region runs from base 401 to 6106 and encodes 1901 amino acids. The transcript has a single exon.